Molecule: messenger RNA, 834 nt
Organism: Hemibagrus wyckioides
Lineage: Eukaryota; Metazoa; Chordata; Actinopteri; Siluriformes; Bagridae
Product: CD226 antigen-like
Exons: 3
Coding region: 1-834 (277 amino acids)
Biological process (GO): interleukin-15-mediated signaling pathway; positive regulation of ERK1 and ERK2 cascade; T cell activation
Cellular component (GO): external side of plasma membrane; membrane raft
Molecular function (GO): MHC class II protein binding; protein tyrosine kinase binding
Source: RefSeq, a predicted model, not a curated record
AUGGUGAAUGGACCCGUGUCUCUUCCAUGUACCUGCUCUGGUGAAGAAGUUGAGUGGACCAUCUUCUCCCCCAUUAAAGCCACCAUUGCUGGAUGUCACCAUGGGGUGUGUGAGAUUAAGCCACCUUUUAAGAAAAGCUUUUCGUUCUUGGGCAAUACCAGCAGUGGAAAUUUCUCCAUAAGCAUCAAUUCAACUCGCUACAACGAUCAUGGCAUGUACAGAUGUACCUGUAAUGGAGUACAAGUUAGUGCAGGAAAACUACAUGUUUAUGACCCUAGGAUUGUGAUGGUUGUUGAAGGGAACAACAUCACCCUCCCCUGCUAUGGAGACACUCGGCUUGAUGCCAAGGAUGUUCAGUGGAAGAAAGAUGGGAAAGAUUUGCUGGGGUAUGCUUCUGCAAAGCCCAGUGAAACCUCAGCAGGCAGAUUUUCAGUGUCAAAACAAGGCUUUCAAGAUGGCGAUCUCUCACUCCACAUCAGUUCAGUUAGCCUGUCUGAUGCUGGAUUUUAUCUGUGCCUUAUUCACAGAGAAUCUCGAGAGGGAGACCCACGUGCUGUUGUCCUAAUGGUGGAAAAAGACCAACCGGAGCACCAACCACCCACAACGCCCAACUGCUACACACGAUAUCUAGGAGUAGCAGGAGCACUAGGACUGGUCCUUGCAGUUAUUUUCGGAGCGAUUGUUUACAUGAGAAUAAAGGACUGCAAAAAACCUGGAGAAGAGAGAUCCCAAAGCGCUAGAGCAGAGACACCCGCUAGAGCAGAGACACCCACCUGUCCUGUUCAAGAAGAAUCCCCAGAGAGCCCAAAAAAUUCUUCAACACGUCUAAUCUAG